AUGUACAAAUUAAUAUUUGAUGAACCUUAUGACGAUAUACCUGUUGGAAGAAAACCAGUAUUAAUGCAAAAUGAAAUAAAAUAUGAAAACCUCUAUAAAAAACCAUUAAGUAUCACAUUAUCAAAAUAUCAAGAUCUUCAAAAACUCAAACAAUUUCUUCCAGUAGACACACAUUCAUUUUAUGACAGUUUAGAGCAUGCUUCAUCUUUCAAAACUAAGAAGGGUAAAAUUUAA
Molecule: messenger RNA, 234 nt
Organism: Macrosiphum euphorbiae (potato aphid)
Lineage: Eukaryota; Metazoa; Arthropoda; Insecta; Hemiptera; Aphididae
Source: the annotation of a GenBank genome assembly